This is a messenger RNA of Bursaphelenchus xylophilus (pine wood nematode), 24760 nucleotides long. NCBI's taxonomy places the organism in Eukaryota, Metazoa, Nematoda, Chromadorea, Rhabditida, Aphelenchoididae. The record is from the annotation of a GenBank genome assembly.
AUGCGUGUUGCGGAUUUCGAGCGGCCUUUUACAGAACGCUCUCUUGUCCCAAUCCUUCAGCGACGUUCCAGCUCCGCCGAAGAUCUUCGUUUUCUCCAUUGGAGACGAAGAAAAGACGAUACCGAGCUGCGACGGGAUCGCAAUUACAAUGUAAGUUACAGUACCAGCUUUUUUCGGCCAAGUUAUUUUGCUUCCGUAAGCAUUCAAAGACCGCGGAAUUGCUACUCAAAACAGCGCACAUCUCUUUUGUUAUUUUCCUCUCCAGACCGUGAACUUAUUAUUAUAAUCCAACUCAGACAAUAACAGUAUCAAAAACAAUAAUAUGGUGAGGAUGAGGAGUGGAGUCUAUAAUAGUUACUGGGCUUGCAAACCGAUCGAUAGUCGGAAAUUUUGUUAUGAUUUUUUGAGAACCUAGCUCUGUAAAGCGAUUUUAAUCAGCCAGUCUGCGUCUUUCUUGCAGUCGCUGACAGAAGCCAAUCCCAAAAAGGAGUGGGACACAGCCGCCGUUCCUAUACUGGUUGACAAAAUUUUCUUUCCACCUCGUAUCUCGGGAACCGCUGGCCUAGAGCCUCCAAAUUCGGCAUAGAAACGAUUUUUUGGGUAUCGUGUUAGGCUGUUCCACAGUGUUUCUGUACCCAAUGUCAAGGUUCUAGGCCCAACAGUUACCGAGAUCCAGGUGGAAAGAAGAUUUUUUCAACCAGUAUAUAUCAAAACUUUGCAAAUUAUGACCAAAGCCAGAAACGUUGGACUUAAAAAUUGGUUAAAACAGCAAAAAUUUGGCCUGACUUUUAUCUGCUACGGUUUUCUGACAAGGGAAGUCACUUUUUUCGCAGACGGACUUCGGAACGGGACCUAGUAGGUUUCAAACCUGAAGCGUCUACGAUCAUACAACUGAUUUCCAAAAGUGUUUACGGGGCUUCUCGGCCGAGAAAAUCGACCGCAAAGUUUAGCCGAAAUGAGCGAAUAGCCUCCUCAAAAGAAACAGCUUAUUUCAUCUGCAGUGGUGGCCGAGUGGUCAGCGCGCUCGCUUUUUGCGCCAGAAGAGGCGGGUUCGAUCCCUGGCGCAGUUUAUUUUCUUUUUUGGUUCGUAAAUAUUGAUUUAGUAUGUAAACAUAAAAUGUAUACACUUUUGUAAUUUUUUACAGUAAUUAAACAUAAAUUCAAAGCUGAAUGUUCAUGAAUAUUGUAAAGUCAAAACAGGGCUGGGUUGAUGAAGAUAUACUUUCUAAAUUUGUGUUUUAUUAAAAAUUGCUAAUAAUUAGGAUAUGUGAUGUUAACGGCAUCUCUCUAUUUGAUUCAAUUGUCAAAAGAAAUGCAUCCGCAGACGACCGAAGUCGAACUCACGUCUUCUGGCGCAAAAAGCGAGCGCGCUGACCACUCGGCCACCACUGCAGAUAAAAUAAGCUGUUUCUUUGGAGGAGGCUAUUCGCUCAUUUCGGCUAAACUUUGUGGUCGAUUUUCUCGGCCGAGAAGUCCCGUAAACACUUUUGGAAAUCAGUUUUAUGAUCGCAGACGCUUCACGUUUGAAACCUACUAGGUGCCGUUCCAAAGUCCGUCUGCGAAAAAAGUGACUUCCCUUGUGAGAUUUGGCGCAACUUUACCUCACCUUACGAACUUUUUGAAAAAUUCUAGUUAAGGCACUUCCGACAAUUUUAAGGAUCCUUUUUUGAUGACCCGUAGAGGAGAUAUGAGCAAUUGUGGUAAAUUUUGAUGCUAUCAGUCUGUCGGGAAAAUAAUGUGCACUAUGUCGCCAUCAAAAAGUAAACUGUGUCGCGGCAAAAUCAAAUUUUUUUUCACUUCAGCGACUCGGUUGGCGCAGCCAUUAUGCUCAUUAUUUUCCCGACAGGCUAAUAGAUGCUACCUCAAUACGAUAGUAACCUUAUUUACCCUGUCAUUAAGCCCAUGAAUAUUUAUUUUCCUUCGUAUUCCAUGCUUCUGCAAUACAAAUUUAUUCAUAAUAUCAUCACAUUUGUUUUGAUAACAAUACUGUCCCAUUUAACAGCAAAGUAAACAGCAUUUUUUCCACACCAUCCGCAUCAGACUUUAAUUCGGGGUUUUCGGUUCCACAACGUAUUCGAUUUGUAGACUUUCUCGUCAUUUCCAGGAGAGUUCACUUUCGAAUUUUUGAUUGACAUUUCCUCAAAUUUUUGACUUGUUAGAAGAAUAAUAUAAAAGGAAAUUAAAAAUAGCGAGAACCUAAAAUAAGCCUGGCUAGGUGAUUUACCAUGUGAUGCUGGUAUUAGCUUACUGCAUGUGUCUAAACAUGCAGCCCAAUAGAAGGAGGUUGAGGGAUGCAGAUAGGGUAGGAAUCUUGCAACAACGCGCUGGUAAAAUACGUAGCUUCCAAUUUGUUGGAUAUAUUCUAAUCAAAACUAAGCCUUCUUCUUCUAUCUGUCUGUCGAGAAAAUGUUGAGCAAACUGUCGCAUCGAAAAUCAAGAAAAUGAAUUAUGUCCAGACAACAUCAAAAUCAAAUUACUUUUCAGUUCAGCGACGCGAUUGGUGCAGCGACAUUGAGCUCGUUAUUUUCCAGACAGACUGAAAGUUUUUGUUGUAAUCAGAGAUUGCCAGAGCCAAGAGCCUGCUCCGGAGCCGACUCUUGGCUCCUGCUCUGAGCGGCUCCGGCUCGGAGCCGGGUCAGAGCCGGAUCCAAAAGCCGGAGCCGGACGAAAAAGUCUGAGCCAGGCUUCUCAGCGUUCAGAAAACUAAAAAUUUUGUGAUCUUGUUCAACCAAUUCCUUGUUUUACGUACGACUUGGCUCAUUGGCUCAAAAACGUUGAGUGUGGUAUCUCUGACACUAAUAACUUUGUCGUUGUUUUCUAAUAAAGCCAUGAAAGUUCAAUAGCGCACAUUUGUAUAGUAAAAAAACCAAAACAGUUAAAUUUUGCACGGGAGACGGCAGCCGGAGCCGGAAUUUUGGCCUCGGCUCCGGCGCAGGGAGCUAAAAGCCGGAGCGGCGGAAUUUUGGCCGUGGCAAUCUCUGGUUGUAAUAAUAUAACGUUUAACUUGAGAUUUUCUUCAGAACGUGUUCCUCCGAACAAAACGCAACCUGGUCAAGAAGAUUCUGCGUUCUCCAGCAAAGAUGGCGCAUGCAAAAUUGGUGCUCAAGCGGAGAUCGAUGAAUGAGCGGCUUGGAAUUGGGAUUGCCAUUGAAACCAACGACCUGACUGAUCGGUAAGCAGUCAAAUUCUCUUGAAAACGCUAAAUUUUUACAAAUUACACUCAAAUCUUUCCAUAACAAACUAUUUUUUGGCCUAUUUCAACUAAUUGCAACGCCUUGCACAGAUUUUUAACUGUGUGUAUUUUCAGAGUUGUCUCGGUGCGCGUGGAGCAAAUCGAAGAGGGUUCUGUCGCUCAUAUGGCUGGAUUGGAAGCUGGCGACCGAAUUCUCGAAGUCGAUGGCCAAGAAGUGCACGAGUGCAACAGAGAAGAGUGUUUGAGUCUGUUUCAAAACGCACGAUUACAGUGCAUCUUGAUCAUUCUGCCGGGACAAUUGUAAGUCAUCGGGGUCGUUUCUAAAAUACAUACAUAUUAUAAGUCUGUCGGGAAAAUAAUGAGCAUUCUGUCGCAUCGAAAUCGCGACAGAGAAAAUGAAUUGUGUCGCGACAAAAUCAAAUAUUAAUAUCUUUUCACUUCAGCGAUUGGUGCAGCAACAUUGUGCUCAUUAUUUUCCCGACAGACUAAUAUUAGUAUUUUCAUAAAGUGCAUGGACAUUUUUUCGCGGCCCAAACUGUGCACAAAAAACACCCCUCUUUGAACUGUGCGUUUCACCUUUUUUUUGGUUUUUGCACUGUGCAUGCAUGUGAAAUAUCGCUGCGACAUAAGCAAGUUUCGGCUGCGUCGCUGCAAAAUGCAUUUUUUGAACUUUUUCCCACGCUUGUCGCCACCGCACAGUGCAAAUGACAUUUUUGAGGUUUGCACUGUGCGAAAAAAGAACAAUGCACUGUGCGUUGGCGACAAGCGUGGAAAAAGGUUCAAAAUGCGCUGUGCGAAAGAGAAGGUUUUCGCACUGUGCAUGUGAAAUAUCGCUGCGACAUAAGCAAGUUUCAGCUUUGUCGCUCCGUCGGUUCGAAAAAAUUUGCACAGUGCAAAGAGCUGAUUUUUGAGGUUUGCACUGUGCGAAAAAAAGAAUGCACUGUGCGCUGCGACAAACGUGGGAAAAAGUUCAAAACGCACUGUGCGGAAGCGAAAAAAGUGUCCAUGCACUUUAUGAAAAAAAUAAAGUAAAAAAAAAUCUAAUCGUAUUACAGUGUUGACGCGAUUCAUCGGAUGAAUACGACGCAAAGAGCCGCCAGAUACCACGAGCGAGGUUGGUUUCCUAAUCCAUUAUGUGUUGUGCUCAUAUUACAACAUCCGUUUUCCCUACAAACCCAAUUAAUAUUUGCAAAAAAAAAUCCCGCAAAUGGUCGAAAAGUGAAUUUCCGACCCUUGACUUGUUUUCCAACCCUUUUCCCUUUUAUAUAACGCCCCUCUUGAGUGCAGAAAAGGGAAAUUCUAAAGACUUGCGGCACACUUAAACACCGAACGCCCAUUUCUUGUUCUGGCGCGUUUCAUGAAUACGAAUUUGUAAUGUCAUUGCGAGUUCCUUGCGGUCAUUUUGGAGGGGUUUCUUUAUUUGAAUGUACUUUUUGUUUGGAGUAUGAGAGAUUUAGGUGGAAUUUGGCUUAAAUUUAGGAGGGAAGUGUUUGAGGUGCGAAGCUCCGGUUUUCUUUAAAUUUUGCGCACAGAUCUUUUAUAGGCCACAUAUCAAUUCCUGAAAGUUUUAGCUUGUGGUUUGCAGGGACAGCGGAGAUGUUCAACAAUUUUUCCGGCCGAGAGAUUACGGAAAAGGCGGAGAGCGGUCUGAAAGAAACACAAAAAAAUGAUUUUUGUGGAAAAGUUACACUCAACGGUAGAAAGAGGUGUUGUACUUUUCAAUCCAGAAUUUGUAAAAAAACAAGCUACAUUUUUGCCUACUUUUGACCUAAAAAUUGCAAAGCGCGUCAUAAAAAAUUUAGCCUAAACUUUGCGUUGCUUCAUCAAAGCCUGAGCUUUGCUCACCUCGGGCAUGAGCUACAUAUUAUUUUCUGAAAAUUUUAGCUCGCGGUUUGCAGGGGCAGUCGAGAAAUUGAACGAUCUUUGUGGUCGAGUAAGUAAGCGAAAUGCGGAGAGCGGUUAGAGGGAAAAACAAAAAUAAAAGCAUUUUUUUAUGGAAACAUCACUCCCUACGAUAGAAAUAGGCAUGAAACUUUUCACUCUAAAAUUCAUAAAAAAAAGUGUCCCAUUUUUUUUUACUUUCAACCUAAAAAUCUCGAUCAUUUCUGCAAAUCACAAGCUAGGAGUUCCGCAUACGUCCUAGAGAAAAUUAUUUUAAAUCUGAGCCAACUUUCAUCAAUAUCUAAGCGUCACACUUGGAGUAUUUUCCUUGUAAGAAAAAAUAUCAAUUUAUUUAGUAUUGUUUUGCUGUUAGUAUUGACAGCAAUUCCAAUUAAUCAUACUCUUCCCGAACCCCAACAACAACCCGCUUCCGCGGGCGCGGCUGUAAAAAACGAAUAAGUUUAGUGUAAAAAUAAAUAAUUGAUGCUUUUUGAGGCCGACCGAGAUGGGUGGGGAUUACCAUUCAAGACGAUGUUGUUUAUUCCGAAACCCGGAGGAAAACACGAGACUUGGGGAAAUUGCAUCGGCGACGGGGGUCGUACUAUUUGAGCCAUUCGAAAGCGGGGAUGUUUUCUGAACAUUUUGGGGGGAUUUCUGAACAGUUUUCUGGGAAAAUAGGUUUGUAAAGAAAUUCGAUUUUAUGGAGGAAAAGAAAAAUUUUUUUUUUUUUAUUUUCAUUUUUUUAUUUCUGAAUUUUUUAAAUUUUUUGCUGUACCGUUGAUCGGAAAACCAAACAAAAAAAAUCGAAUUUUCAAUAUCAGUCUGUCGGGAAAAUAAUGUGGAUUUGUUGCGCCCAGACAUGGCUCUGGGGCCGGGCCGGGCCGAAAAUCGCGGCCCGGCCCGGGGGCCGGAAGAGGUCGGCCCGGCCCCGGCCUCCUUAAAAUUUUCCCGGCCCGGCCCGGCUUCGUCGCCUAGCUGAAGUGAAAAAAAAAGAUUUUUGGCGACACAAUUCAUUUUCUUCGGCGGCGAUGCGACAGAGUGCUCAUUAUUUUCCCGACAGACUGAAAAAUCACUCCAGCGACUUUGCGAACGGUCUAGUAUCUUUUAACGCCCCCUUUUUGACCUCAAUCCCUCCAAAAGCCCCUCCUUUACCCCUCCUUCACUCCAAACUUGCUCCCUUGACCUUGGAAGGCGCCGACUUGGACGGAUCGGAAUAAAUCAUCUCGAGGCCGGUAACAGAGCAAUAUACAUAUCGUUUUAUAAUAAUAUCCCCAUUCGGAUCGCGGCGGAAGAGCGCGCGAAAUGCGGAGAGGCGAGAGAAACCCGGAGCGAAACCGUUUUGAUGCCGUUUUUUCGUCGUAAACGCUCGAAUAAAGGGUUUUUUGAACCGGCUUCAUUCACAAUGGACUCGGUUUUCAAAUGCGCAUUUAAUCUUGGAAUUGAUUUUAAAGGGAUUUGUAAAAUACGGUUUGUGUAAAUUGCUGAAAUUUGAAGGUUGGGCGAUUUUUUUACAAAUGAAUUUAAAAAAAUUUUACUGCUUUUACUAUUACGGAAACUUGGCGUAGAUUAAAAUUAGGAUUCUCUAAGACUCGUGAAAGAAUUUGAGCUCGCGCUUUGCAGAAAUAUCCGAGAUUUUUAGCCGAAAUUUGGUGAAAAUUCGACAAUUUUUUUGCGAUUUUUGACAUGAAAAGUUUCGGUAGAUAUUUCUACUGUGUAGGGUAAUUUUUAUACAAAAAAUCAUUUUUUUUCGCACGAAACUGGCACAGAUAUGGCCAAAAAAAGUUGUUUUCUUAACCGCUCUCCGCAUUUCGCGCACUCUCUCGGCCGCAAAGAUUGUUGAAUAUCUCGGCGGCGUCUGCAAAGUGCGAGUUGAAAAUUUUAGGAAUUGAUAUCUAGUCUAUACUCAUGCCGUGUACAAAAUUUAAAGAAAAUCUGAGCGUCGCCCUUGGGAUACUCUCUUUGUCAACUUGUCCCAGUUCUUGUAAACAUGCCAGCGCCAAGUUUUAAAUUUUUUUUUUGAAUUUUUCAACCUGACGGGAAAAUAAUGAGCUCAAUGUCGCUGCACCGAGCUCGUCGCUGAAGUAAAAAGCAAUUUUAUUUUUUCGCGGCACAAUUCAUUUUCUCGUCGGCGAUGCGAUUUUCGAUGCGACAGAAUACUCAUUAUUUUCCCGACAGACAGAUAUUAUUAAAAUUUUGUACUAACCUCGCUUUAAAAUAGUACUAAUUUUCUCUCCAAGCCAAUUUCCGAAAUUCUCGCCCAUUCAUUUUUUGGAUUAGCAAUGCGCUUUUGUUCCCCCUCGAAUAAACAACGUCCCCCAGCGUUAAUUGGCAGGCUUUUAUAUCUGAAGACGUUCCAUUCAAUUCAGAAAAAAAACGCCAGAGCGAAAUCUCUUAUUCUUCUCGGCUUCGAAUUAGAGGCUGAAGAUUUGAUGAAUCCCCUUUUCUCUUUUCGAAUAGCUAAAAAUUUGUUCGUUAUAUAAGGGAUUUGUUACACGAGGGCUUAUUUUUUUGAAUUUUUUAACCGUUUAUUUGUUAUAGAAACGUUUUUUUAUACGGGGUUUUGUUGUACUGAGGUGCUUGUCGUCGAAAAGCGAUGACGGACGAUUCCAACGUUAUUUCUCAGACAUACUGAUAGUAAAUAUUGAUGAAUAAAAUAAGGUCGAAACAUGCCAAAGACUAAAAGACGUGCUAUGCGAAAAAGCUGGACAAAGACUGCGGCUGUAGGAGAAAAUCGACGGACCAAAAGUCUUGACAUAUCUGCAUAGUGCGCCGUCGCACAGCAUUCCGAGGUUUUUUGCCGCCACCGAUCGGUGCCGAUUUUCGCUCAAAAUGACAACAGGGCUGCGCGCCUCGGCUGAUAACUAGCUAGCCCAAAAAUGAAAAAGACUAAAAAUUGAUUUCCAGGUAGAGUGAAAAAAGACCUAUCCAAUGAUAUAAAUAGGUCCUAUUGAUUUUCUCCCCACAACGAUCUUUUUCGCCUACAAAAUUACAAAUUUUUUUUGUUUAUUCAUGGAUAAAUGCACUCUAUGAGGGCAUAAUUAAAAAAAAAUGGUACCACUCGAUAGCAAAUAGCCUCUUCUAUGACAUAUCCAAAAAUAAGGGAAAUUCUGGCCCUUAGGGCACUACAAAAUCCAAAAAAAUAGCGUAUUUUACGUGUUUUUGCGUAUUUUUUGGGAUUUUUUGCACCGGAUGCACAAAAAUGAAAAAUCGGCUGUUAUAGCGUUGUAGUGCACACUCGAUUACAUAUAUCUGCCAAAUUUCACAUUUUCAUCUUUACUCCACUUUGUGUUCUGAGCCGGUUUAUGUGUUAAGGCAACAUCGCUGCAUAGGGCAAUGCCGGAUGCCGAUUUUAAAAUUUUUUUUUCAUUUUUGAGACAUAUUACGUUCAUAUCAAUAUUAGAUACUGAUUUUUGCUCCAGAUGACAAAAUGCCCAUUCAUAAAUUCACGUAAUGACACAAACGUGUUUGAUUUCAACAUGACGAAAAUAAGGGAAUUUUUGUUUCGGGACUAGUAUUUAGAUGACAACGGACCUGCCAGAAUAUGCUCCGACGUUUAUUUGGCUAGAAACAGGUAUGGAAUCCGGAUGCAGCGACGUCCCGUAACACGUUGCACAUAUGCGAUUUUACUUAAAUUUACGUUAUAUACAUGAUGUUCAAAGUCAAUACGACUGAAAAGACAGAAAUUUUUUUUAAAAUCGGCAUCCGGCAUUGCCCGAUGCAGCGAUGUUGCCUUAACACAUAAACCGGCUCAGAACAUAAAGUGGAGUAAAGAUGAAAAUGUGAAAUUUGGCAGAUAUAUGUAAUCGAGUGUGCACUACAACGCUAUAACAGCCGAUUUUUCAUUUUUGUGCAUCCGGUGCAAAAAAUCCCAAAAAAUACGCAAAAACACGUAAAAUACGCUAUUUUUUUGGAUUUUGUAGUGCCCUAAGGGCCAGAAUUUCCCUUAUUUUUGGAUAUGUCAUAGAAGAGGCUAUUUGCUAUCGAGUGGUACCAUUUUUUUUUUAAUUAUGCCCUCAUAAAGUGCAUUUAUCCAUGAAUAAACAAAAAAAAUUUGUAAUUUUGUAGGCGAAAAAGAUCGUUGUGGGGAGAAAAUCAAUAGGACCUAUUUAUAUCAUUGGAUAGGUCUUUUUUCACUCUACCUGGAAAUCAAUUUUUAGUCUUUUUCAUUUUUGGGCUAGCUAGUUAUCAGCCGAGGCGCGCAGCCCUGUUGUCAUUUUGAGCGAAAAUCGGCACCGAUCGGUGACGGCAAAAAACCUCGGAAUGCUGUGCGUCGCUCAAGAAAAUUGUCGCACUACGACGAUUAAAAUUCAAGGUGCACGCCGACCACACACAGUGCGAAAUGAAUGCUUUUGGAAAUGGGCAAUCAAAGCUUACGUCGCGCGAAGAAAGUGCAAAGUAGUUUUUCAUUCACAACGUGCCGCUUGUUUCUUUACUUUUUGUCGCACAAAGUCACUCCGCAACGCCGACCAGACUUUUAAAUCUAGAGGGUUUUGGCGUAGCACACGCUUAAAAUGUCGCAUGUGUCAUACAAGACAGUAAGCUCAAUUUAUGCCAAGUUUUGUCAAAAUCUAUGCGUCGCGCUUCAAGCAGUUCUCUCAAAACCUAAAGGGCUCAUAUUCAUUUUUCUCAGGGUUGGUUGUACCAAACAAUACUAUAUAGUCUCUUCGCAAAGUCGAUGAACUGAUUUUUGUCGUUUCCACUGGGUGAAAAGUCAGAGUGCGAGCGACAGCCGAUAAAAGCCUAUUGCACGGUGCAAAACCCCAAGAAUUUCACAGUGCAACGUGAACUUUUGUUUUCUCACAGUGCAAGCGCCGAAAAUCACUCCAGCGACUUUAAAAUGCACUCAAUUCAAUUUAUUUCCGCUGAUCACCUAUCAAAAGUAGAGAAACGGGCCAUGAUUCGGGGCCAAGAUGGGGAUGUCACGUCGGUUCUCCAGAGUGCCAAUCCUCAAGAAGGUCCUGCCACGGGUUGAGCUUCUGCCAUCCUCCGGAGGGGUUGUUGCCAGCAACGGCAUCGUCGGCAGGAAACCCAACCGCUCACCGCGGUGUGAACGGAAGGAAUCUUAAAAUGCACUAGUACCCCCAAAUCUCUCCUCAACAUCCUUAUUUUUCUGGUUCAUUGAACUCUUCGCUGAACUGCACUCCUCCUCUCAUCCUCGAUUUUACACUCCAUUCCAUCAGAUGCAUAGCGCGGAUGGAAAUUAGUAACCGCCAGCGAUAGCCACUUAAGACGUCGUUUUGCGCGAUUAUUGGGAUGUUACGUCGUUUUGAAUGGAUUCAGAAUUCCGUAACGAUUCCUUUUCGUUCUGACUUUAUACACUUAUUCAUCGCCUCGUUCUGUUUUUCCUCGCCUUCGAUUGUUCAACGCCGCCGCGCCUUCGGCGAUCGUUGACUCGCGCGCAAUGCCGGAAUUGGGGCAAGGGAUUAACGGAGCAUGCGGAGGAGGAAUGGAGGAGGGGAUACGGGGCAAGGAGAAUGAGGAUUCUGGGCUAAAAGUUUUUAGAGGUUUUUGAUGACUUUGUUAUGAAGAUCUCGAUAGAUUUUAAUGAAAUUGGGAAUAGUGUAAGAUCAGAGAUUUGUAUGACAUUUGUGAGACCUUUAACUUGCACUCUGCAGAAAUCGCUGAGAAUUUUGAUUUGGGAUAAAUUAUCAGUAUGUCGGGAAAAUAAUGAGGGCAAUGUCGCUGUUCCGAUCGCGUCGCUGAAGUGAAAAGCCAUUUGAUUUUUCCGCGACACAAUUCAUUUUCUCGAUUGCAAUGCCACUUUCGAUGCGACAAAAUGCUCAUUAUUUUGCCGGCUGAGUGAAAAUAUGUAUUGAUCGGGUGCUAGGAUAGUCUAUGACCUAUUUUGAGGCUUUUUUUAUGUGCUCAAGUCAAUUAUAACGACGCUAAAUGUACCGCUCGAUGUUUUUUGAACCAAGUUUUGGUCUCUCUAUUUUGGUCUCUGCAUUAGCUCAGGGUCAAGAAAGUUAACCAUAAGGUAGGCAAUAGCAAAACCUAGAAAAGACUGUCAUGUUGUAAGUCUUCGUCAGUUCUCCGCCGAGCUUUUGCCAGGCAUCCGUCAAGCAUCCAACGGUUUUGUCAGGCCCCCAAAGAAGUUCCUAUCAUUUUUUUGUGAGUCUUCGCUUGCCCUUCCCCUACACAGAUUUCAACGACCCAUGCCUUCAUUAAUCAUAGUUUAUUUAAUGAUCUUACAUAACAAAUGUACUUUCUUUUUCCCUACUCCAUAAAAUUAGGGUUUUGUAAACUUUCGACCACCGCCUUAUUACCUCCACUUUCCUUCAGCCAACCUCCUAAUUCUGUCGUAAACGUGACAAAGCCCGUUUUAGAUAGCUAAUUAGUUCUUGCUGUAGUAUAGCAAACAUCUUUUUUAUGCGCGGACGCAGGAAAUGAUGACUUCUUUAGGAUGAUUUUUUUGGAUUUUUAGUAAAUUUCAGGUAUUUUUGUUUAAUUCGGACCUUUGGCAAGGGAAAUUAGGAGAAGUCUUUGUUUCGAAUUUACGUUUAGGCAACAAAAGAAGGGUAUAGCACCAAGCGCAAUGCUCUUUUUUUCGAUUUUCUUUAAAUUUGCGCAUGCUUCGUACAUAGGCCACAUGUCAAUUAGUGAAAAUUUUAGUUCGCGCGUGCGGCUGAGCAAUCUUUAUUUUAAUUCAGAAUACGGCCGAGAGAAUACGAGAUACGCGGAGAGCUUACGGUAGAAAAGGCAUGAAAAUUUUCAUGUCAAAAUUCGUAAAAAAUGCAAAAAACUUUUCCAAUUUCGAUCAAAAAAUCUUAUUUUUUGCCAGUUUUCAUACAAAUCUGAGCGUCGCACUUUGACCACUUUUCUGUAAUUUUAUGAAAAAUCACCUUUAUUUUGUUUCAAAAUUUCCAAAAAUUCAAAUUCUUAACUUCCUUGACAUCCAUUUUUUACCCAUAAAUUUGCCGCAAAUAAUUGACAGAACCGGGUAUUACCUCUUCCCAAAUCUGCUGCGAUCCCCCCUUAAGGUCUCAAUUAUCCCAUCCGUGUGUGGUCAAUUUUCAUAAAGACAAAAGGGGGCGCUUUUAAAGUGCGGGAGAAACUUUUCUUCUCCCUCUGUUUCAUUCCAUUGUUUUUGGACAAUGAACGUGGAAUGGACUCGCGAAGGCGCUGUGCAAAACAUACGGACCGCGCGCGGUUAGGGGCCUGAGUAUGGACAUGUGGGAGGGUUGCGAAAGAAGGGUUCGAGAUUUGUUUUAUCAGGCUGUCGGGAAAAUAAUGAGCACAAUUUUGAUGGGCCAAUCGAGUCGCUGAAGUGAAAAGAAAUUUGAUUUUGUCGCGACACAAUUCAUUUUCUCGCCGGCGAUGCGAUUUUCGAUGCGACUGAGUGCUCAUUGUUUUCCCGACAAACUAACAGAACUGUUAUAAAUUUGUUAUUCAUCUGUCUGUCGGGAAAAUAAUGGAAUGGGAUUUUCUAUCCAAUACUUUAUUUAUAAGCCACUUUUGACCGUCUUUUUACCUAUAUCUACCGUUCCACAAAUAUCAGAUUUUUCCCCCCAAUUCAUCCUACUAUAUCUUCCUCCCUCCAUUCCAACGCCUCCUACAUUGAUUCGCGUCCAUUGAACCCUUCAAAUCACGCAGAAUGAGUCAAAAGAACGGCAAUUUGCCGGUGUUCGGAAUUUGAUUCCGAUUCAGUGACCAGCAGGAAUUCCCUUUCAGGGUAUCACAAACCCGCACCGUUCCAAAAACAAUCUCUUCCCUCAUUCCCUCUUGAUGGGUUGACUCAACGCGAAUUUGUUUCGAAACCAGGUCGUCUCGACGGUUUCGAGGUUGCAAUAAAUAGGUAAUUUUCGAUGGGGGAUUUCGGAGAAACCAAAGUUGGGAAAAGUCGGGGAUUUCGGGAAAAAUUUUUUGUCUUCAAUUUCGUAUUUCAGUGUGUCGGGAAAAUAAUGAGCACAAAGUCGAUGCGCCAAUCGCGUCGCUGAAGUGGAAAGCAAUUUCGUUUUUCCGCAACACAAUUCAUUUUUCCGUCGGUGAUGCGAUUUUCGAUGCGACAUAAUGCUCAUAAUUUUCCCGACAGACUAAUAAAAAAGAAAGCUCUUGAAAAUGUCAGCUCUCCCUUUGCAGCGGCAGAGAGAACUUUGGAGAGUUUGAACACGGACCAAAAAGUCUGGACAUGUUUUUGCACAGUGCACGUCAAAUUGAGGAGUCUGGUGACCGGAACAGACUCUUCGCUAUCGGUUUUUUCCAUUUCGUCUUGAUUUCCAGAGAAAGAGAGAAAAAAGACACGCAAAAGCGUACUCUCUCGCCCCAAAAAAUCCCCACUUCUUCCCCGACAAAACGUUUCUUUGCGCCUUUUUUUGGCAAAUUGCCAAUCCAUUCACCGUACUGUCUUAGCUUACCUCAGUUUGACGUGCAGUGUGAUGUCGGGAAGAAGUGGUGAAAAAUAGCAGUUUUACAACUAGCAGUGCCAGUCAGUUGGGAAAAUAAUAUGGAUUUCUCGCAGCAAAAUGUCUCGUUGCAGUCGCACACCAGAUCUCCAGCCGCGGUAAGCCGUCGCAAGCGAUUAUGAGCGAUUCCAAGUUUCGACGAAUCCACAUUAUUUUCCCGACAGACUGAUAUUUAAUUGAUUCUUCUUUGGUCUACAGAGUAAUAAUAUAUAUUUGAGAUGAAUUUGAAAUCACAGAAAACGGAGAAUUGCAAAAAAUUCUGACCUUAUUUUAGUCAUCAAUACUAUUUACUAAAUAUUUAUUUUGCAAUCAUAAUUUUUAAUUCAAUUAUGAAAAACCCGCAUUUUUUCUCUUUCGCAACUACUGAUAAGCCCUCAGGAAUUUGAUUUUUACCCCUCCUCAAAAACAACUACGUAUCAUAGAAGGGUGGUAUUCCUCGUCUGACUCAUUUAUUCUCUUUGCCAAACAAGAUUUCAACGCCUUAAAAAUUCGUCUUCUUAAUUUGAAGGGGGCUUUGAAAGUCGGCUUCGAAUGAAUUUCACUCCGGCGUAAAUUGUCUUAAAAUUAUAGGCUUUCGUAUCUUGCGCGAAAAUCUGGAGAAGGCCGAAAAUGACCGGCGGCCAUGAAAUGUGAGGGCAUUGGCUUUGUCGGCGAAUGGCUCCAUAUAAGCAUGAUGUAUUGUGUGGGGCGAAAAUGGGGAGAAAAUACAUUUGUCUUGAGAACCUAGGUUCGUAUAGGCUCUAUAAGAAAUCGUCGGUUCAAUGGUCUUUUGUUGUAUGGGAGUUUGUUGUUUCCAGGUGCCACUCUCUGCAGUAUGUCGGACACAGUAAAUUGCUUUUGAUCAAAAUUGGGAAAAUUUCUGCCUAACAUAGAAAGUGUUUAGUUUUUUUACCGUUUGUACACACGACGGAUAUAGUCAUCAUAUCAACUUCUGAAAAUUUUAGCUUUUGCUUUGCAAACCCCGCUAAGGUAUUCAACGAUCUUUUGGGUCGAGAGAGUACGCGAAGCCUAGAGAGCGGUCAUAGAAAACUUUUUUACAUUGGUACUACUUUUCAUUGAGGAAUUUUUUCUAUCGGGUCGAGCCGAAGAAAACUUGAAAAAAAGCGAGCCGGGCCACUGUUUUUGGCCCUGGGGCCAAUGCGCUAUCUGAAAGUUUGAAGCUUAGCUCCGGCGAGCUGCGAAACGUUGUUUUCCGAGCUGCGCCCUUCCAUUUUCAGCUAACUUUCAGCAAACUUUCAGUUAGCGCAUUUGGCCCCAGCAUGGACCAAUAGCUAUACUUGUACAGGGUGUACCAAAAAAAUGGAAACUUGUUUUCAUAGUUAUAUUUUUUCGGAGAAUCAAAAUUCAGCAAAAGUAACGGUCAUGAUUGGUAACAUAGAGCAUUGUUUAUAACAUGUUCAACCUGUUUUACAGUGGCUGCCUUUGGUGGCGAUAUAGAGCUCCAAACGUGACGUAAAAUUUUGGGGUCCGGGCCGCAGCUUUUUAAGGGGGAAAUCGGUCCCGUUCUUGGCGCAUCAUUUACUUUGCGACUCCAAACUUUUGUGAAGCAUAGUACAGGUGCUGGCCUUCUAUUUAAAAAAAUAUAUAGUCCAUUGGACUUAGAUCUGGCGAGCAGGCGGUCAUUUCGCUUCCCUUUGUUUGAAGUUCAAAAAGACAGGUCGAUUAAUCGAUAUGGGCCUAAAAAUCAAACCACUAGGACAGAAAAACACAGAGAAUUUUAUAGUAAUAAACUUCUUUGGCUACACCUAACCAUUUUUGCGUCAGGACAAAUGAAAAAAAGUUUCCAUUUUUUUGGUACACCCUGUAAUAUAUAUAAUAUUUUUUUUACUCGGUUGCAUUCAAUUCUUUCCUUUUCGCUCGGGAUAUCCAUUUUUCCCUAUCUAAUUUUACCUUCUCACGAAACCUUAUGAACGUUGUUUUUAUAGUAUGUAAUUUCCCUUUUUUUACAAGCUUCGUGCAAAACGUAAUUUUCCAGGGAAUCAGUUUUUUUAAUUUGAAAUUUGGGAGGAAUAUACGAAUUUACAAAAUUUUGGGGAUUUGAAUAUAAAAAUUUUAAAUUAGGCUGGAAAAAAAUUUUGCAAAGAUUAUUAAAAAACGGAAAAUUAGCGAAGGCGUAUUUUAAAAUUUUUAUAUUCACAUUUUUUUAAGGAAAAUUACUCUAAUUUUGUCGCAAAUUACUGAUUUUUUUAUUCCAACUAAAAUUUGGAUAUUCAAAAAAAAAUUUUUUUAUUUUAUUGUAGUUUUCCAAAUUUUUCCAAAAAAAUCAAAACGUUUGAUUACUAUUAAUUCAGUCAAUUUUUGGCAUAUUUUAUUGUAAAUUUCUGAAUUUGAUAUUCCAACUAAAAUUUGAAUAUUCAAAAAAAAAUCUUUUUUUUAAUUUUAUCCUAGUCUUCUAAAUUUUUUUUCAGAAAAUGACAAAAAAUUUUUAUCGAUUUUUCGGUUUUAAUUUUAAUAUUCCAACUAAAAUUUUUAAAUUCAAAAUUUUUUUUUUUAUUUUGUUUUUAUUUUUUUCCAUUUUAACAAGCGAAAUUUUCCGAGCCAAAUCUCCUCAAACUGCGUCAAAACACGUCUGAAAUGUCUAUUCAAACUCCCCCCUUCCAGCCGCACUCCCACAACAUACAGUUAUCGUUUAUAAGUGAGCCGAAGGGCGGAGGGGAAGUGGGAGCGAGUGGCCCUUUGGUUAUUUUGACUUUUUUUUUUGAAAAAGAUCGGAAUGGACAAGCGGAGGGGGAAAACAGCGCGCGGUUUCUGCGCGCGGCGAUACAAUAAGUUCCGACUUGGCGAGUGUUAAAAGGGUUUCGACCGUAAGGGUUUGUUAUUGUAUGUGUGAGGCAGAAGAUGUAUGUAGGUUUUUGGAAAAAAAGAAUUUAUUUUUUAUUUUUAUUGAAUAUUAUAUCGGUCUGUCGGGAAAAUAAUGUGGAUUUUUCGCUGCAAAAUUUAUGGCCUCGUCGAUGCUCCAAGUCGCCAGCCAUCGCAAAGCGAUGAUGGGCGAUUCCAAGCCGCGAUGAAUCCACAUUAUUUUCCCGACAAAGUGAUAAGUAUGUCAAAUGAUGAUUUUUUUUAUUAUGAAGACGUUUCGAGGGGAUUUAUAACCUUUUUUUGUCAGCUGCCCGCGAAAUGACCGAUUGAAAAAUGCGUUUCUGGGAAAAUCUUUGGUCCUUCGGCCAGAAGAAUGUCCAUUUUGUUUUUGAUGACUUGGAAAACCUUUUCAUGGCAUCUUUAUUGAGGGUGAAGCUUGGCACAAAUUUAGAUGAAUUUUUUGUAAGAAAUAUGCAUGACGUCUAGCUUGCAUUUUGUGGAAAUGAUCGAGAUUUUUAGUUUGGAACUUGGCAAAAAUGUAAAACCUUUUUUAGCGAAUUUUGCCAUGAAAAGUUUCAUAUCUAUUUCUACUAUAGAGAGCAAAGUUUCCAUAAAAAAUAAAGUUUUUUCGCAAGAAACUGGCAAAGAUACAACCAAAAACGGGUUUUCUCUCUGACCGGUCUCCGAAUUUCGCAUACUCUCUUUGCGGAGAAAGAUCGUUCAAUAUCUCGGCUUCCCCUGUAGACCGCGAGCUGAAAAUUUCUGGGAUUAAUAUUUGAUCCAUGCUUGAUGUGUGUUCAAAAUUCAAAAAAAAUCUGGGCGUCUUUUUUUCAAAACUUUUCAUCAGAAAUUUCACAUUUUUCAAGUCUUUUCCCAAGAUUUGGAGAAAAAUAAAACUAAUUUUCCAAUUUUUAUUUUCGACAUUUACCCAGCGGUAACUCCACACAUUUUUUUCUGUCCUAACUUUCUUUCGAGGCUCUUCUUGAUGGUCAUUCAAUUCUCAUAUAUUUUAUUGCUUCCUCACUUUUAUUCGCACCGCCCGUAAGUCUGCCGAGCCAAUAAAACUGCAAACAAGAUUACGUCCAUUUGAUUGACUGUCCUAUAAAGUUGUAAGACGGUAGUUAUGGCCAUCCAAAAUAAGAUUUUUUACAUUACAUUUUUUGAUUUGUGCUUGUAAUAGGUAAAAGACGAUUUUUUGAAAAAAAAAUUUUUUUUUUGAUUUGAUUUUUCUUAAACUUUGAGUAUUUGAUUUACAUGGAUCACUUAUUAAUUCCUGAAAAUUUUAGUUUGCGUUUGGCAGGGAGAGCCGAGAUAUUCAACGAUCUUUUUGGGCGAGAGAGUACGCAGAAUGCGGAGAGCGGUCAGAGAAAAUAUUCUUUUUGGCCGUAUCUUUGCAUGUUCGCCAUUCUUCCGCGAAAAAAAGUGACUUUUGGCGUACAUGUUGGUCGCUGUAGAAGACUAAAAUACCCAUUUUUUCAUUUUGAAAAAAAAUUUUUUUUAGUUUAAUUUUUUUUCCAAAAAAUUAAAUUUUUUUUGGCCAAGUACAAGCUAAAAAAUACGCCUUUAAAAAUCGUGGCUAUAACUUGGAUAUUCUCUCCAUCCCAAAUCUGAAGGUUACACUUCAAGCAUCUUGCAAUAAUAAUAAAAAAAUAUCUAACGGAGCGCUCCGAAAAGCAUCGGAUUACUCCCUUCAUUUUGUCGUCUUUUAUUCGUCAACUUUGACACUCGCUGAAACUCUUCCGUAAUGUUCGUUGUAUAUAACAGUGCAUUAUGUGCUUCGGUCGAACAAUAGAGGCCCAUUGCGCGCUUCCGAAUCCGAUUAACCGGGAACGCCGGCUUUUUUUUGCGAUUUCCGCUCACUUUUUUCGACUGUCACGCUUCGAUAACCACUUUUUUUUGCUGGAUGGCAAUUGUUCUCGACCGUUUUGCUCAGGGGGUUCUUGACUUUUGGAGGGGGAUUUGUUGCGGGUAUGGCAAUUUUUUAGAUUUUUUUGUCACCAAAUUAAAAAAUUUUUUUUUGCGCAUCAAAUUACCUGAGGCCAAAAAAAUUCUAGUCGCUAUUGAAAAAGGUUUCUGUAGCAUUUUUUGUUUACUUUUUCAGCGAUUUUUACUGGGAAAUUCCCGGUGAAAAUUCGAAAUUGCCAAAGGCCUCAAUUUUUUGAGGACGUAUUAAAAAAUCGACCGGUAACAAAAAGAUAUCGCUUCCAGAAGGUUGAUUUUGGGCUCUAUAGAGAGCUGAAUGUGUCAGGUUUUAUAUGAGGUCAAAGAAGAGCUAAUUUUAUUGCCAAAAAUUUAGGAAAACGGGAUUUUUUGUGGUAUCAUCCAAAAAAUUUUGACGAUUUUUGUAAAAUGUGCUCUAAAUUUUUUCAGUUGCCUAAAUUUUCUCAGAACUUCGAGAAUAGAAAGUUUAUUCAAUAUACCACUCUCUGAAAUUCCGUUUUCCAAAAUAUUAUCAACUUGUUUUGCAAUAACACCCAAUUCUUUUCGCUGCUAACUACAACUUAUCUCACACCCAUUUUCUCCCCCUUUAUCGUGUCUUAUCUCAAUACUUUUUGCACCCUCAAGCUCAAACACAAACUUGCGCUGCCGAGAACAUGUUUUUUUCCGGUACCAUGUCACGACUAUGGCGCCGGCUUCCGGAACAAAAACACAUUCCGGACCUAUAAAUUUAGAUUUAUGUCAAUGGCGCCUGAUAAGAGGUUAUCAAUCAUUCCUCACAUGUUAUAUAGUCAUCAAAUUUGUGGCGAGCAGUUUUUGGGGGCUUUGAUUUUUUAGACUUGUGAGACUUUUGAAUCCGAGGGGAAGACUUGACCCAGAUUUAUUUUAUUAAUAAAAAUGGGAAUUUUUGAUCUUUCCUUGGCAUUCUUUUAUUAGUGAUGGAUUUCUAGAGCUUUUUGACACAUUAUUUGCCAUCACAAUUCCAACAAAAUUAGUGUUUCUUACUGUAAUUUAGAAUUUGAGAGUAAGACUUGACCCAAAAGUGGUUUUAUGAGCUCGCCUCCAAAAAAUUUUGUUUUUAAAAUUCUUCAAAAGCUUUUUAACCCAUAAUCUUACUAUUUCCCUAACUCUCCUGCCAAAAAUUACAGUUUUCCAGCACUUUCCUAUUAGAGCGGAACACUUGACCUUAAUGAGUCAACUCUUCCCCUCCUCUUUCAGAAAUCCUCAAAAUUUUAUUUUUUUCGUAAACUCGCAUCAAACAUUAUUCCAAACCGCAGCUUAUGUGAAAGAUCACCACCCCAUAUGACCUCGAUAUUGUUCGUGAGCGCCCGCGAGUGAGUCAACGGAUUAAAAUUUCCGCGGAUUUUCUGGAAAAAACCGCUUUAAAAGGCUCUUUUGCAUCACCGCAGAAGGGUUUGCGAAUAUUGUCCGAGGUGUGUUUGAUAACACCGGAGUGGUUUUACAUCCCUGAACAUUGCGGUUUGCACGGAAAAUGAGAGAAGUUUGGGGUUUUGCUUGAGAAUUGGUUGUCAUGGAUAAUAUCGGAAUUUUUUUGCUAUUUUUGGUUGUUUUGUUAGGUGAAAAUGGUUGAAAAGGAUGCUAUAUUUCAACUAUUGUAGGUUCAUUCGUAUUUUACCUUUUUUAUCUUCCAUUUUUAUCCAUUUAUAGACCAUUUUUUCCGGACCAUGGGGUCUGAUGGAUAAUAUCGGAAUUUCGACGAUUUUUCAAAAAUUGUUGUGUAAAAAUCUUCUAAAAUAUUAACGAAUAGACUACAUGGACUUUGUUUCUUCUAUUCGAGCCGCAAUCAUCCUUCUCUACCUUUUAGUUUUAUCUAUAAUGUACCUUCUAUCUGCAUCAUGGAUAAUAUAAUUUUUUUGGUCGUUAUCAUUGAAGUUAUACUUCCAGUCUUUCUCUAAGAAUUGGAAAUUCUUCCUGGACUUUGUGUAACCACCAAUUUGCCGGAUCUAUGGUCUUUUCCGACUAUCAGAUUUUAGGUACAACUCAAGUGUAAUAUCGCCAAAAAAUGGUGUUCGGACCUUUUCAAAAUGGAUUUUUUGUUAGAAAAAUAAUAUAUAAUAGUCUUCAGUUCAUAAUUUUUUACAAUCCCAAUUAAUUUCACCUUUAUUUCCACGUAAAACGCCAUCUUUUUCUUUUACGUUUUUUCUCCAUAAUCCUCACAUAAAGUUUGACGUUUUUUUCAAAAAUUCAUGGAUUUCGCAAGAAUUUUCUAAUUUUUUCUCUCAAUUUCAGAACCUCGCUUUUUUGGGAUGCGCCGUACUCGGACGGAGAACCCGAACGGCUUUGGAUACGUGUCCGUUUUCUCGCAACAACCUUCGUCCUCAUCCGAGAACACAAAUCGAAGCUUUCGGGCGGCCGGUCGAGGGAUUUUGAGCUCAACGUCCACGCAAAAUUCCACAUUCUUAGACGAGAUGGAUCGAAAAGUGCUUAGGUAUCGAUUUUGAUCUUGUUUUUGUCGAUUUUUGAGAGAAUUUUGAUGUUGUAGUAGGUGUAAGUUGGAUUUAUUUCCAGUAAAUUCAAUGCGCAUCGAUCUCAAAGUGAACAUGCUGGAAGAGAAUCUCCAUUAGAUGGACUAUCAACGCGUUAUGAGCGGCAACAAGCCAAACCCACGGAGACGCAGACACAAACAAUUUUAGUUGCCGAUGCCCCCACCAACAAAUACAUGGGGAAUGGAAAGAGUGCAGACUCGCUAAUGAGUAAGUCCUUGAUUUCAAGAGACUCUAAAUUUAAUUUACGAUCAAUUUUGACUCUUUUUGAUUUCGUUUUUAGUUGUUAUUAGAUAAAAUUUCGAAAAUUUUAUAGCUGAUGAAGACGAUGAUGAAUCAGAUCGCUCCUCAAGCCAAACUGAUGGAAAUGUCCGUAUGAAUGACGCAACAUUGACCCGAAAUGCAUGUCGAAAGUCUCGCUUAUCCGAGUCCGAGGAUUCCGCCGUCCCACACGAGCUGGCUUCACUUUCGCCGAUCAGCUGUUCCAGUGGAUCCGAUCAGUGGAAACAUGAGCAAAAUCAAUGCGGACAGGUGAGUAAAUGGAAUUUAGAGGUCGAUGGAGUCUUUGUUUAUGAAAAUAGACAAAGGGUUUUGGGAUUUCCAUCAAUUUUAUAUUGAUUUAGGUAUCAGAGAUUAAUUUGAUCACAAGUUAAAGGGUAAUGUACCAAAUAGAUUGAAUGUUUGCAGAGGGAUUGAUGAUAGUAGAUAGAUGAUUCGCUUAAAAUUUUGGAAGGUAAAUUUUAGGCAUAGUCGAGAUAUUGGAAAAAAAGUAUCUUUUUGAUGUCAGGUCAAAAAAUCUUGAAAUUUUAUGUGAAAUUUUGGGUUAAACUGUGUUAUAUGGACUUUGGAUGACGCUAAAUUUAGUAGAGAUUAAUUUACAACUCAAAAUUUAUCGAUUUACUUUCGAUUUCAUCGAGAUCUCACCUUAUUUUACCUUAUACUUACCCAAUUCCCCUUUCAGACCGACGAAUUAGAUCCCUCCGCUCUGCCCGUUCGAAAUCUCAUCCUUCGCUUCGAUCAACAAGCCAAAUCGCAGGCUCAAAACCCCCUGCCCCCUAUUAGACAUCGCUCCCAGAGUCAGCAACGCCACGAAUUUCACGCGGAUUCGGAUGAAAUCCGCUCCGAAGCCUCCUCCGAAAAUUAUGAGCCCAAAAUGGACGAUCGAUUAAAAAUCUUAACUCUAACCCCGCCGAGAACCCUCUCGGAGAGUAGUUUUGUGUCCACAUCGACAAGAAGAGGACAGUAUCAUUCGCCGUUGUCCUCGGCCUCAUCCACUCAUCAGCCCUCGAAUAACCAAAGACUUCUUUCCCAACUCGACAAAGAAGCAAAUUUCCGGCUGAACAGGAGAAGACAUAACUUUGAGGAGAAGCCAACAGAGGAACAGGUAUGAUUUUGAAAGAUUUUGGGGGAAAAAAAUUUUAGGUACAAAAAUUUUUUUCUUGAUUUUGAUGAAAAUUUUUUGUUGUUUGUUGAGGAUUUUGGUCUGAAAAUGUCAUAAAAGAAGCUAAAAUAGGAGAAUUGUUUUAUUUUCAUGCGGUUUAUUAAUCAGAAAUUUGAUUUUUCCGCAAUUUUUUGAUAUUGUUUUAGGUACCCGAAGUAUAAUUUUUAAGUUUUCGUAAAAUUUUGUCUAAUGACUCUAAAUGGACCAUAUUUCAAUGGUUGAAAAUUUUAGAGCACCUUUUGCAUUUGCAGCUGAGAUUUUGCGAAAAUUUUUUUUGAGAGAGCCCGAAAAAUGAAGAGUCGGUCAGUCGAAAAAAGUUUUUUUAAUAAUUUUUUUUUUGUGAAUUUUGUUUGGAAAAAAAAAUUUUCUUUGUUGUAAUUGCCUUAUCAAGUAAUUUUUUAUUCGAAUUUGCAAAAUUUUUCACUAGUUCUAUUCAUUUUCAGCUCGCGGAAAUCCGCCAGUUCCUCGGCGCCUCCUUCGAAAAGUACCACAUUUUCGGCGUCACGCUGAACCGACCCGCCGGCUAUGAGUGCGGCAGUGUGGGCCUCCUCCUCAUCUCCCCACCCACAACCAAUCAGAUCUCAAUCCAACGCGUUACAACGGCCUCGAUCGCCGACCGAGACGAUCGAAUGCAAAAAGGAGACCUCGUCUUUUACAUUCAUGGCGAAUUCACGGGACACAUGGACAUCAAUGACGCCAGAACGCUGCUGAAAAGCGAAGCCAGCUCCAUUCCGCUGAUAAUUGGCAGGGAAAUGAGGCCCGGCAUGCGAAUGGUCCAAGAUCAGGGCCAAACGUUUGAGGACGACCCCAAUUUGUACAUAUAUUCGGAGGAGCCCGUCGAAAUUGUGUUGGAGAAGUGCGAUAUUGGAGUGGGAUUUUCGUUGACGGGGGGAGAGGAAAGCCACUUUGGAAGAAGACCAAUUGUGGUGAAGAAGAUUUUUUUGGGUAGGAAUUUUUGUUUUUUUGUGUGGUUUUAGGUAGAAAUUGUUGAAGGAUUAUGUAGAAUAAGGAAAAUGUAGUCUAUUUGGGAAAAAGACGAUUGGAGAAGUGGACGAUUGGGGAAAAGACAAUUGAGGAACUGAAAAGUACAGGGUGGGGCAUCUUUGUGGCCCGAUUUGAAUUGGCUAUAACUUCUUUAAUUUUGGGCCAAAUUUAAAAUUCUUUUUUUCCCUGAAUCCUCAGACAACCACAUUUUGUCUGAUACCAAAUAUGUUAUACAUAGGUAAGUGUCAUCUACAGUUAUUGCAUUUAUUUUUGAAGUUCAUUUUUUUGGUCGUUUUUCGGUUGUUUUUUCGGCCUUUCCCGGUGUUUCCGAAAAUGGAGUACGGUGCGGAAGAAAAAUACGGUGGAAUUUCCCCUCCUGAAAAUCGACGAUGAGAAUAAGCACAAAAAGUGAAGAUCAACCUCCAGAGUUCGUCGAACGGUCCUUGGUGAGGGCAUUCCCUCGGUUCUGGCCAAACUUCGUGUACUCAUAUGCGGAUUUUCUCGGAAUUUUGACAAAACUUCUUCCAUUUUCAGCUACGUUCGUACCCAUCUUUCCUGCUUUUUUUGUUUCCUGUUAACGCUGCCAAUCUCAAGGAACUUAUUCCACCAACGCCGAAAUGUCUUGCGAUCUGGGUUGGGCCUUACGUCCGUAUUUCAUCCUGUAUUCCCUUUGAACAUUUAUCGGCGAACCGUAUUUGCCAUACCAAACCACAGACCAAGCCUUUUCUUCCACACCGGACUCCAUUUUCGGACACACCGGGAAAGGCCGAAAAAACAACCGAAAACGACCAAAAAAAUGAACUUCAAGAAUAAAUCUAAUAACUGUAGAUGACACUUACCUAUGUAUAACAUAUUUGAUAUCAGACAAAAUGGGGUUGUCUGAGGAUUCAGGGAAAAAAAGAAUUUUAAAAUUUGGCCCAAAAUUAAAGAAGUUAUAGCCAAUUCAAAUCGGGCCACGAAUUUGGUACACCCUGUAUUAUUUUUCUUCAAUGUAAGCGACGAAAUUAGGAUAAUCGAUGGUGAUGAUUUUGAAAAUGACAUUCAUUUUUUUGAUCGUUAUUUUUUUCCUCAAGUAGUACUGUAAAGUAGUGAUUUUUUGAAUUUUUUUUACAAAACUUUUGCGCGAUUUGGGGGUUUUCGAUGGUGCUGAUUCCGCAAAUCUUAUUCAUUUUUGAUUUGAAAUCAGCACCAUCGAAAACCCCUAAAUCGAGCAGUUGUGGAAAAAUUCAAAAAAUUACUACUUUACAGUACUACUUAAGGAAAAAAUAAGGAUCGGAAAAAUGAAUGUCAUUUUCAAAAUCAGCACCAUCGAUUAUCCUAAUUUCGACACUUACAUGGAAGAAAAAUAAUACUUUUCGGUUUCCCCAAUUGUCUUUUUCCCCAAUCGUCCACUUCCCUAAUCGCCCGUCCUCGAGAAUAAGGCCUUAUCUCGCGAAUUUCAGCCGGAGAAGCCGCGAAAUGCAAGAAUCUGGCGAUUGGCGACGAAAUCCGCCGCAUCAACGACCAGCCCAUGCAAGGAAUGACCCAAAUCGAGGCCUGGAACUUCCUCAAAUCCCGCCCCACCGGCCCCAUCCGCUUCCAAAUCCACAAACUCAUCGCCAGAAAAGCCCAGUUAUAA